AUGGAGGCAGUUGCAACCCCGCGUAUCACCUGCGCCUACCUCAACUCUUACGUGGGCAAGAAUGUGAUAAUUGUCGGAAAGGUCAUCCAGUUGCGGGGAGAAGAGGCCCUUAUCGAUGCGGACGGCAAUAUCACGGCGCACCUGAAUCGCGAGGCGCAUCUCCUUGCUGGGAAUGGCGCCCAGAUUAUCGGCAAAGUCAACCCUGAUCUCUCCGUCAGGGUACUCAGUGCCCUUGAUCUAGGCACCGGCGUAGAUUACGCCCUCGCCAACACCGUUGUCGAGGUGUCCCACCAACAUCGGGACUUGUUUAUCUACAAUUAA
This is a messenger RNA of Dichotomopilus funicola, 321 nucleotides long. Its product is annotated as replication factor A protein 3. Gene Ontology annotation, biological process: DNA replication; double-strand break repair via homologous recombination; nucleotide-excision repair. Gene Ontology annotation, molecular function: damaged DNA binding; single-stranded DNA binding. Gene Ontology annotation, cellular component: nucleus; DNA replication factor A complex; site of double-strand break. The record is from RefSeq and is a predicted model, not a curated record. The transcript is spliced from 3 exons. The coding region runs from base 1 to 321 and encodes 106 amino acids. Lineage: Eukaryota; Fungi; Ascomycota; Sordariomycetes; Sordariales; Chaetomiaceae.